Pogoniulus pusillus (Red-fronted tinkerbird) is the source of this 1068-nucleotide messenger RNA. It is a transcript of the gene RABL3, whose product is annotated as RAB, member of RAS oncogene family like 3. Gene Ontology annotation, cellular component: endomembrane system. The transcript has 8 exons. The coding region runs from base 81 to 791 and encodes 236 amino acids. Gene Ontology annotation, biological process: intracellular protein transport. The record is from RefSeq and is a predicted model, not a curated record. NCBI's taxonomy places the organism in Eukaryota, Metazoa, Chordata, Aves, Piciformes, Lybiidae. Gene Ontology annotation, molecular function: GTPase activity.
UAGGCCGAGAGAAUUAUGCGCUGGGAGUGGCGGCCCUGGGAGAGGGAGGGGUCUCCGGGGUUGCUGGGAGGUGGAGUAAGAUGGCGGCUUUGGACAGGGUCAAGGUACUGGUGUUGGGUGACUCGGGUGUCGGAAAGUCUUCCCUUGUUCACCUCUUAUGCCAAAACCAGGUGCUGGGAAACCCGUCGUGGACAGUGGGCUGCUCGGUGGAUAUUCGAAUUCAUGACUACAAAGAAGGGACUCCAGAAGAAAAGACCUACUACAUUGAGCUGUGGGAUGUCGGAGGUUCGGUGGAUAGCACCACUAGUGUGAAAAGUACACGAGCAGUAUUUUAUAACUUGCUGAAUGGGAUAAUUUUAGUUCAUGACUUAACCAACAAGAAAUCAUCCCAGAAUUUGUAUCGCUGGUCAUUGGAAGCACUCAACAGAGAUGUUGCUCCAACUGGAGUUCUUGUGACAAAUGGUGACUAUGACCGUGAGCAGUUUGCAGAUAACCAGAUUCCACUGCUGGUAAUAGGAACUAAGCUGGAUCAGAUCCCAGAAACUAAGCGGAAUGAAGUUUUGACCAGAACAGCUUUCUUGGCUGAGGAUUUCAAUGCUGAAGAGAUAAAUUUGGAUUGCACCAAUCCUCGUUAUCUGGCUGCAGGUUCAUCCAAUGCUGUCAAACUGAGCAGGUUUUUUGAUAAGGUUAUAGAGAAGAAAUACUUCUUAAGAGAUGGCAGUCAGAUUCCUGGCUUCUCUGAAAGGAAAAGGUUUGGAGGAGGACCACUGAAGAGCCUUCAUUAUGACUGAGAAAUGAAGAAGUGGAAGAUGACUCUAUAAGGACAUUCCCAUUCUGACUGGGUGCUUACGUCAAGCAGAGGGAAGAUGAUAUUAUGGCCCAGUAGACUGUCAAACCUGCUUUUGCUGGAAAAGACUUGGAGAAGACUUUCCCAAAACAUAAUCUGAAGCCUAGAGCAUUCCUUAGGAUUGCAAACCCUAUGGAUAUAUGGGAACAUUUUUUGGGGGAAGCGUGCAAUAAAUUGAAUGCCUCUCACACUGCUCUGGGAAGGCUUCAUCCUACACUGUG